AUGUCCCAAUCUCUCCGCCCCUACCUCCAAUGCGUGCGCAGCACCCUCACCGCCGCCCUCUGCCUCUCCGACUUCGCCUCGCAGAUCUCCGAACGGCACAAUGUCCCCGAGGUUGAGGCGCGGAGCUCGCCCGAGGUCGUGCUGACGCCCAUGACGGUGGCGCGAAACGAGAACGAGCGCGUACUUAUCGAGCCGAGCGUGAACUCGGUGCGCGUGAGCAUCCGGAUUAAGCAGGCUGACGAGAUUGAGAAUAUUUUGGUGCAUAAGUUUACGAGGUUCUUGACGCAGAGGGCGGAGAGCUUCUUUAUUCUGAGGAGGAAACCUAUCAAGGGCUACGAUAUAUCCUUCCUAAUCACCAAUUUCCAUACGGAGGAAAUGCUGAAACAUAAGCUGGUUGACUUCAUCAUCCAGUUCAUGGAAGAGGUAGACAAGGAGAUUUCCGAGAUGAAGCUCUUCUUUGAUUAA
Scedosporium apiospermum is the source of this 465-nucleotide messenger RNA. RefSeq lists its product as uncharacterized. Bases 1 to 465 code for a protein of 154 amino acids. Gene Ontology annotation, biological process: Arp2/3 complex-mediated actin nucleation; actin filament polymerization. The record is from RefSeq and is a predicted model, not a curated record. The transcript has 4 exons. Gene Ontology annotation, molecular function: actin filament binding. Gene Ontology annotation, cellular component: Arp2/3 protein complex; actin cytoskeleton. NCBI's taxonomy places the organism in Eukaryota, Fungi, Ascomycota, Sordariomycetes, Microascales, Microascaceae.